Molecule: messenger RNA, 864 nt
Organism: Rotaria sp. Silwood1
Lineage: Eukaryota; Metazoa; Rotifera; Eurotatoria; Philodinida; Philodinidae
Source: the annotation of a GenBank genome assembly
AUGGAUCAAAGUUUUCUUCAGACGUGGACUCGACCCGGACCCGGUCAAAGCAAAAUUUUCAGACCUGGACCCGAGCCCGGUCAAAAUAAAAUUUUUGGACCCGGACCCGGACCCGAGCGGGUCCGGGUCGGUGCUCAAAUCGGUGUUCGUUUACCAAAUAAAAUAUUUAUUCAUGCUGUUGACCAAUUUCUUAAACAUUUACGAAAUGAAACAAAUAAAGAUUAUGCAUAUGGUAAUGAUUCUUCAAAAGAGGCAGUCGAUAAUAAUGAUAAGAUUUUGAUUGAACCUUUAUCAACAACUAAAGGAACUUCUCUUGAACGAACAGUAGAAGAUAUGGUAACACUUGAAUUUGUCGAAAAGUUCCGUAAAUCAUUUGCUGAAGCUGAUAUUGAUAAUACAGAUACAAGUUGUGAUGAUGAAGUUGAUCUUUCAGAAUAUUUAACAUAUAUUUUAUUUGAACAUCAAAAAAGAGAAAUAAUGUAUGAUAUGCCAAAACCAAUGCCUUAUCCAAAUAAUCCAAAAGAAUUUACAUUAAAAAAUCUUUCACUUGAUCUUUAUAUUGGUUUUCAUUUUUUUCCGGGAAUAUCACGUACUGGUAAAACUCUUGAACAAAUUGAUUGUACAUAUGGACGAUAUAUAUCAAUAUCACGUAAUGGUAUUGUAUCACAUUGGUCAUUAUCAUUAAAACUUAUACGAGAAUCAAAAAUUCAAUCAAUUGAACAAAGAAAACAAACUCUUCCAUCAUGGAUAACAUGUACAUGUGUUCUACCAGAUAUGAAUUAUUUUGCUAUAGCAACAACAGAAAGUGAUUUAAUUUAUUAUGAUAUAAAUUCACAUACAUAUACAGGUUCUAUUCUAUUAUAA